AUUUGCGUUAAAAAAUAUAUUGACUUCUUAUGCCAGUUGGUUAGCGAAUCCUUUAAAAAGACGUAGAUUCAUUAUGCUUGGAUUAAUAGGUUGUAUAUUGCUAUUUGUGCUUUGUCUUCAACACAAUACUUCCGAUGGAACUGAAAACUCAAAUGGUUUACUUAUGUCAAAUUUUGAACAAGCAGAACUUCCUCGAGCAGCUGCAGUUUCAAGUGUUGUUAGAAAAAUAAAUGAUGACGUUCAAUUUGUUGAAGAACAGCCAGCACAAAUUAGAAUACAACAGCCUCAAAUUAACGUUGUUUCUCAACAAUUCCAACCUUAUGUUCCGUCACAUAGACUUAUUCAUUUGGAUCUAAAAGGUGCACCUCCAAAGAUAUUAUAUUUACAAAAAUUAUUCCCGUUAAUAAAAAAAAUGGGGGGUACUGGCCUUUUAAUUGAAUGGGAAGAUAUGUUUCCUUGGAGUGGGGAAUUAUCCCAAAUAGCUGCUGGAAAUGCAUAUACUAGAGCAGAAGUUAAGGAAAUUUUAAGGUUGGCUAAAUUAAAUAAUUUGGACGUGAUACCAUUAAUUCAAACUUUUGGUCAUGUGGAAUUUGCUUUAAAAACACCAGAUUUUACCCACUUACGAGAGGUUCCAGAAUCUCCUCAAGCGUUAUGUCCAUCAUACAAUGCAUCAAUAAAAUUUGUAGAACAAAUUAUAGAUCAAGUUAUGGAGUUACACGGGAAUAUAAAAUACUUGCAUAUUGGUUGCGAUGAAGUGUUCCAAAUAGGUGAAUGUUUUAGGUGUAAAUCAAUAGCUAAGGAAGAUUUAUUUCUUUCACAUGUUGUUAAAGUAGCAACCUAUGUACGUACAAGAUAUCCGAGUACUAUACCAAUCAUUUGGGAUGAUAUGUUAAGACAUUUAUCAGUAAAUUCAAUGCAAAUGUAUAACAUUGGAAAACUAGUUGAACCAAUGAUAUGGGUUUACGCGGAAGAUGUGUAUAGAUUUGUAAUGCAAACCGUUUGGGAAAAAUAUCAGGCUGUAUUUCCUCAUGCAUGGACAUCUAGCGCAUUUAAAGGAGCAUUCGGAGAAACGCUAUAUGUUCCUAAUGUCAAGCGACAUUUGGAAAAUAAUUUAAAUUGGUUACAGUUAAUGAGUAAUGAAGAAAGUCGAUUCACUGGAGGAUUUAAAGGAAUUGUAAUAACUGGAUGGCAGAGAUACGACCAUUUUGCUGUAUUAUGUGAAACUCUUCCAGCAUCAAUACCAUCUAUGAUUGUAAAUUUAAUGGCAGUAUCUCAUGGUUAUAUGAAUCAAUCUCUACAAGCGAAAUUGAAUGAUGGUUUAAGUUGUGGUAUAUUUGGCAGCUCAAAUGAAUAUGAUGAAGAUUUUUUAAGUUUAAAAAUAGAUCCUUACCUCUGGGAACAAUUUUCUAGAUGUUCUUUCCCUGGGUAUCAGUUCUUUAGGUUAACAUAUAGACUUCACUUAAUUGAGGGAGAAUACAAUAAAUUUAUCGAUGUAACAAAAAAAAAGCGAGGUUGGAUGACUAAUUAUAAUGUAGAGCGUGAAUUUUCCACACCAAUACGUGUUGACGAGCUCAUGGAGGAAUACGCUCACAUUUAUAGACCUUUAUUGUCAUUAGUUAAACCUAUCCAAGAAUCACUAACAGGUAUUUUUGACAAAUUCACGAUAUCUGAGUGGAUCGAACAAAAAAUUUAUCCUAUGGUAAAAGAACUUGAAAAAAUACAAAAAGAGGCCCAUGACCUAAAAUUAAAAAAAACUUGGCCUAAAAGACCACUGCCAGUGUUAAAAGAAUUAGCAAGAAUUGGAUUUUCUGACCAUGAUUCUCCUACAAUUACAUUAGAUAAAAUACGAUAGUAUAACUUUAUAUGAUUUAUUAAAUUAAAUUAUGCAUUACAUUAUCAAAAAUUUAGAUUUAUAAUGAGUUUGCAAACAGAAAAUUAAGUAAAAUUAAAUUAUAAAUAAAUAGAAGAACACACGGUAAUAGUCGGAAAAGUUUCAGGGUUCUUGUUAAAAUAAAAUUUUUAAAAGGGUAUUGAAACAAAAAAAAAAGUGAUUGCUUAUAGAAUAUGUUAUUUUAUGUCAAGUUCCAACUUUGUAAAUAUGUGCAAUCUAGUAAAUUAAUUUUAAUUUGUAAAUAUGUGAUGACCAAUUCAUUAAUUUGUAUACUAUUUGCGUUAUAUUUUUAAAUUAUUUAUUAUUUAUGACAUAUUAACACUGUGGCAUUGUAAAAAUAAAUCUUUUUAAUAAAUUUUACUAUUAUAGGUUGUAUUUUAUGUUGUGUAUACAUAUAAUAAAUAAUUUUUGAAAUUUUUAAUUAUUAAUUGUUGUACAAUUAUUGUGUGUUAAGGUACAAUAAUUAAAAAUACAAUUUUUUUUAUUGUUUGAACUAUUUAUAAGUAUCUACUAUUUUUUGUUACCUUUCAGUUAUAUAUUCUUGUGGAUUUCUGUUUUAAUUGUUUUCUUAUUAUUUAUUUUAAUUUAAUGCUAUGUAAAUAGAAAGUCGUAUUUAUAUAUUAUAUUUUGUUACCUUUUCUCAGUUUUAUUUUAUAGUAUUUACGAGUAUUUCUUUGGAAAAUUUCUCAUGAUUUCAAUAAUAAUCUGUAAACUUUAAGUAACUAAAAAUUUUUUUGUAUUUUUAAUGAAUUAUUUUGAAGAUAAGAUAAAAUAUUUUAUCAACAUUGAGAGUGUAUCUUUAUCAUUACAUAUCCGUAAUAAUAAAGUACCAAAAAAUAUAAAAAACUUUGUUAUUUUCCUAUUAUAUUAACAUGAAAAAAAAUGUUUAUUUUGGCGCCAUUUCAUUUAAUUGUUUGUUUGAUAAUUUAAUUAAUAUUGAGUUAAUUAAUAAAAAUAUCAAAAUAAUUAUACAUAACUAGAUUAAGUAUGAUUUGUUAUUCAAAAAUUUUUUUAUAAAAAAAAGUUUAUACAAAUGAUUUAGUUGAAUAAAAUACAAAUAUUUUAGAAGUCAAUUUUGUACUUAAAAUUUUAUUUUAGAAUUAGUUUAAAGUUUUAUUUGUAUAAUUUUUGCUUUACAUCAGCUACAUAGUAAACUUAAUUGUUAUUGAUUCUUGAUAUUUUAUAUUCUUACAAAUCACACCAAAGGUUAAUUUGUACAUCAAGUUAUAAUAUGCAAUAGUUUUAAUACAUAAAUUAUCUUUUUGAAAUAAAAAUACUCCCAUUAUUUUUCAAAGUAAUAUUUGUAUGUAUACCACAAAAUAUAUUGUUGUAUUAUAUUAUGAAUUUAAUAUAUUGAUGGCUUAAUUUCAAACAGAGUGAAGUGCUUUGAUAGCCUUUUUUCAAUAUUUUUAACACAAUCUAGUGACUAACAUUGAGUUUUUACAUUUCAAAUUUAUACACAAUAAAUUUUACUUUAGAGUUAAUGCAAUUAUAAAAAUAACUAAAGUUCAACAAAAAGAAAAUAACUCUUUUUUGCACUAAGCCAUUAAUAUCAUUAUUCUAUGUGAUAUUAUGAAUUAUUUUAGUGAAUUGUUUUAACUAUUGUAUAUUAAUUACACAAGUUUGAAGUUUUUUCUUGUAAAUAUAUAUAAAAAUUUGUUAUUUCAAUUACAUUUUAUUUGUUAAGUGAUGUGAAUUUAUUUUUUAUUAUUUUCUUACGUUGUGUAAAUAAAAUAAUGUUUUUGGAAUUAAAAAAAUUAUCGAUGAUA
Daktulosphaira vitifoliae (grape phylloxera) is the source of this 3660-nucleotide messenger RNA. Its product is annotated as hexosaminidase D-like. Gene Ontology annotation, molecular function: hexosaminidase activity. Gene Ontology annotation, biological process: carbohydrate metabolic process. The record is from RefSeq and is a predicted model, not a curated record. The transcript has 5 exons. Lineage: Eukaryota; Metazoa; Arthropoda; Insecta; Hemiptera; Phylloxeridae. The coding region runs from base 74 to 1852 and encodes 592 amino acids.